Messenger RNA from Olea europaea var. sylvestris, 1215 nucleotides. RefSeq lists its product as uncharacterized. The transcript is spliced from 9 exons. NCBI's taxonomy places the organism in Eukaryota, Viridiplantae, Streptophyta, Magnoliopsida, Lamiales, Oleaceae. The coding region runs from base 1 to 1215 and encodes 404 amino acids. The record is from RefSeq and is a predicted model, not a curated record.
AUGACAGUUGAAUAUCAAGUGAAAUUUAUUGAACUUUCAAAACAAUUUGAAAAUGGGUUAAGGGAAGAAAUCCGAUCAAUAGUAACAGCUGCAGGCUGGAAUGUAUUUGGCAAAUUGGUGGAAUCAGCUUUAAGAGUAGAAAAGAGUAUUUCUGAUAGGUCAAGUGGUAGAGAACAAACAAUAUUCAGAGGAGAGAGUUCUACUAGUGUCAGAUUUCAUUCUUGCCAGUUAUGUGGAAGAUCUCAUCCUAGAGAGUGCUUAAAGUUCAAACGAGUUAGUGUUUGCUAUCACUGUGGUCAAGAAGGACACUUGAAAAAGAACUACCCGGUUAUAUUCCAAGAGGGUAGCAUGGCACAGAUGAUGUUUCCUGAGCAGAGUACUGCAAAUAAUAUAUAUCGAGAUUGUAGGAUUAAGGUAAAUGAGAAUGAGUUGAAGGCAAAUUUAAUACCUUUUGACAUACAUGGUUUUGAUGUUAUCUUAGAGCAAAAUUUUACCGUCUUGUGUGAUAUCUGUAUUGAUGCUAGAAGAUUACUCAACAAAGGCUACCAUGCAUAUUUGGCUCAUGUGAUUGAUACGAGUGCUAGCAAAUUAAAACUUAAAGACAUCUCAUUGAAUGGCACAGCAGAAUUGAAAGAGCUAGAGGUUCAGUUACAAGAGUUGGUAGACAAGGGUUUUAUCAGACCUAGUGUAUUUCCGUGGGGAGCACCAAUUUUGUUUGUGAAGAAUGAUGACACCAUGCGACUGUACUUAGAUUACAGACAAUUGAACAAAGUGACAAUUCACAAUAAAUAUCAUUUGCCACAUAUUGAUGAUCUUUUUGAUCAGCUUCGGGGUGCUAUAUAUAAUCUCGAGAUCAUGAUGAGCACACAGAGUAUCUCAAAAUCAUCUUACAGACUCUACAUGAUAAAUAGUUUUAUGCUAAAUUCAGUCAAUGUGAAUUCUGGCUUAAUAGAGUUGCAGUUGAAGAAACAUAAACUGAGAUAUCCUACAUAUAACUUAGAGCUAGCUACAGUUGUCCUAGCCUUGAAAAUUUGGAGACAUUACUUGUAUGGCAAGAGAUGGAAGGCUAAUAUAGUUGCUGAUGCUCUCAAUCGGAAAAUAUCGAGUCAUAUGACUCAGACUAAUACAGUAUGUUCAUUUUUGUUUCAUGAGUUUAGAGCUUCUCAUGCCCAAUUAUCAAUUACCAGUGUAGGAGCAUUGUUUGCCAACUUUUAA